CUUAAUUUCAGUGCUGUAUGUAAUCCCAGUGCUGCAAUCCCAAGGCCUGAGAGCUGUGAGAGUUGGCUCUGGCUAACGACUGGGUGAGUCACAUGGACCACGAAGCAUGCUAAGAGCCUGUGCCAGCUCCUGUCAGCUCCCUCUCAGGAUGAUGAGUCCAGGGUGCUCAGAGCUGUUUGUUGUCUCGGCACUCCCUUCCUGCAGUUGUGCCUUUCAAGAUAAGUUACUCAUGCUUCUUGUUUCUCACAGCAGCCUCAGCUAGCUGACUUCAUGUGAAAGAUGGCUAAUGCGGAAGUGAGUGUCCCAGUGGGAGAUGUGGUUGUGGUACCCACUGAAGGAAAUGAAGGGGAGAACCCUGAAGACACUAAAACCCAAGUGAUCUUGCAGUUACAGCCUGUGCAGCAAGGGAUUUAUGAUGCUGGGUCGGAGAACAACGCAGCAGUUGUAGCCGUUGAAGCGCACACGAUACACAAAAUUGAAGAAGGAAUUGAUGCAAGCAGCAUAGAAGCAAACGAGGAUAUGGAAAUUGCUUACCCUAUAACCUGUGGAGAGAGUAAAGCCAUCCUCCUCUGGAAGAAGUUUGUGUGUCCAGGAAUAAAUGUGAAGUGUGUCAAGUUCAAUGAUCAAUUGAUCAGCCCCAAGCAUUUUGUCCAUCUGGCUGGCAAGUCCACUCUGAAGGACUGGAAGAGAGCCAUUCGUCUAGGUGGCAUCAUGCUCAGGAAAAUGAUGGACUCUGGGCAGAUCGAUUUUUACCAGCAUGACAAAGUUUGCUCCAAUACCUGCAGGAGUACCAAGUUUGACCUUCUGAUCAGCAGUGCGAGGGCGCCAGUGCCAGGCCAGCAGACAAGUGUGGUGCAGACCCCCACCUCGGCCGAUGGUAACAUCACACAGAUUGCCAUCUCAGAGGAGAGCAUGGAAGAAGCUGGACUGGAGUGGAACUCGGCACUCACUGCUGCUGUCACCAUGGCCACAGAUGAGGGCAUAAAAAAGGACUCUGAAGAAAUUUCAGAGGACACUUUGAUGUUCUGGAAAGGAAUAGCUGAUGUAGGGUUGAUGGAGGAGGUCGUCUGUAAUAUUCAGAAGGAGAUAGAGGAACUUCUCAGGGGCGUUCAGCAGCGGCUCCUGCAGGCUCCCUUCCAGGUCACAGAUGCUGCUGUUUUAAACAAUGUGGCACAUACAUUUGGCCUAAUGGACACAGUCAAGAGAGUUUUGGACAACAGACGGAAGCAAGUGGAACAGGGCGAGGGGCAGUUUCUCUACACCCUGGCAGACUUGGAACGGCAGUUGGAAGAGCAAAAAAAGCAAGCCCAAGAUCCUAGACUGAAAUCUCAGACGGUUCAAAAUGUGGUACUGAUGCCUGUGAGCACCCCAAAGCCUCCAAAAAGACCCCGGCUCCAGCGGCCAGCCUCCACCACCGUCCUGAGCCCUUCUCCUGUGCAGCAGCCUCAGUUCACUGUUAUCUCACCCAUCACCAUCACCCCCGUGGGGCAGUCCUUCUCCAUGGGCAAUAUUCCAGUGGCCACUCUGAGCCAGGGCUCCAGUCCUGUGACUGUCCACACGCUGCCUUCUGGCCCGCAGCUCUUCCGCUAUGCCACAGUGGUUUCCUCUGCCAAGAACAGCUCAUCAGACACAGUGACCAUCCACCCUUCAUCGAGCUUGGCACUGCUAAGCUCUACCACUAUGCAGGAUGGCAGUACCCUGGGCAAUAUGGCCACGAUGGUGAGCCCUGUGGAGCUGGUGGCCAUGGAGUCUGGCCUGACUUCAGCAAUCCAGGCAGUUGAAAGCUCCUCAGAGGAUGGGCAGACCAUCAUUGAAAUUGACCCAGCCCCAGAUCCUGAGGCUGAAGACAAUGAGGGCAAAGCAGUCAUCUUGGAGACAGAGCUGAGGACUGAGGAGAAAGUGGUGGCUGAGAUGGAAGAACACCAGCAUCAAGUCCACAAUGUGGAGAUUGUGGUCUUGGAGGACUAAUUGGGGAUGGGGUCAAGAACUUUGUUUUGGUUUGAAAUUUUAAUUAUGUUUAUUUUUAUCAUUGUCCCAUUCAUUUCCACAUAGAACCUUUUUUUUUUAAAAAAAAAAAACAAACUACAAAAAUCUCGUUGUAACUGACAAUGUUGGGUUCCUUCUACCCCCUCACUGACAAAUGGACAGAACAAGCUACCUUUCCUGAAGUUAGGAACAGGUCAUCCGGUGUCCUAAUCGUCUUACCCCAAGGAAGGUAUUGCUUUUAGGGGAGGUGUCAAAAUAACCAGGAACCCUUUCCAGAAUAGUCUGUCUGUAUACACAUGCAUGGGUUCACUCUUGUAAAGAUGUGUUGACCACUCUUGUAAAGAUGUGUUGACCAAACUCUGGAGCACAGACCUGACACUGGAAGACGGCCAGCUCUGCCUAUCCUGGAUAUGGCCUCAGAGGCCAGUGCAAAACGCUCAAACAAAAGGAAGUUGAACUCUGCCUAGAGUGGGAAGUAGCAUGCCAUCAGCAGCUUACUUGGGGAAGUUCUUUGGCAAGGAGGGGGCAAGGAAUGAUCUUCCAGAGGUGCAUCUGAUGCCCCCUCGAGCUCUUUGAGGGAUGGGUACGAUUUUGAGAAGAGGCCAGUGAUAUGCAGAAUGGCACACAGCAAACAGUGAUUGUCACAGCUGUGCUUUUGGGAUAGCUCACCUUGCCCCCAGUCUUGUCAAAGCCCUCACCCUCUUCACCGAGGAUUAUUAGUCCAUUCCUUUGCAGACUGUGAUGUGGCAUAAAUUGCUCUAGACCUUGGACUGUGGCUGUCAUGAGAUGGGGCUCCAAGGCCAUCAUUUUUCUUUCUUGACUCCAGGAAUGGAAGAGUUCCUCAUGCAGACCAGCUGCUAUUUUCGGGAGCCCUGCAUGCAAGUGUGUGUGGUGUGUGUGUGUGGUGUGGUGUGGUAUGUGUGGGGUGGGGUGGUGGUGGUGUGUGUAUACCUAUUUUGGCUUUGGAACCAAAAGCAGUCACUCACUUGGUGCUUCCCCUUCUCUUCAUCCUUCAGUCUCCCGGAUCCCACGUUCUGCAGCUUUUUGGCUGAUGUGAGAGCAGUGACAGGUGCCUGCCUGCCUUCAUUGCUUUUGAGAGUCACUUCUUCUGUUUAUGCCACAGAUGCGUCUGGGAGAUACUGAGCUCAUAAAAAGACUUAGGCUUGGCAGGGAAGACUGGAAACACCUCCAGCCUUUCCUGAGGCAUGGACUAGACGUCUCCUGAGUGAGCUGAAGUCCCUGGGAAAGAAAUGUUUUCUGUGACAGUAGUGUCUGGGGGUGGGGGCUGUUUGUCCGUUUAGACCUGGGUCACCUUCCAUGCUGCGGUCCCUUCACUUUGACCCUCUUCAGUGUUUGGGAAGAGGGAACAGUUUGAAUUCUUUAAUUACCCGUUUCUGAUUUCUUUAAUUAAUUAUAUUGUUCACUGUGCUAGGGAAAAUAUAGACACCCUACAGAUGACUUAAAUAGGCUAGAAAAGCACACAGUUUAGGAGUUGGAGCAUUUAUUAUUAGUAGUAUUAUUAUUAAAAGUAAAAUUUUGACCUUAGUUUCUAUUAAAAAAAAAGGAAAAUGCCUGCCUAAACCUGUCUUCCUACCUGCAGGUUUUGGAAACUAUAAAGCAACUGAGAACUGUGUCCUCCCAUCUCUUCGAUGGCCAUAUAUAGCCAGAAAACCCUCAGGUCUCUGAAGACCCUAAGAGUGGGGUUUCUGAACUCUAUUCAGAUGCAUUUUAGCUUCAAACUGGACUUUUCAGAAUAUUUAAUUGGGCUGGGGACAGAGCUCGGUGGGUAAAGUGCUCACCUAGCACACAUGCAACUCUGGCUUCAGUCUCCACCAUGAAUAAAGUAGGCAUGGGGGCACAUGCCUUUGAUCCUUGGGGAGUAGAGACGAGAUAGAAGGCUCAGAAAUUCAAGGUCAUUCUCAGCCCUGUAGCAAGUUCAAGACUAACCUGGAAUACACAAAAUGCUGUCUCAAAAAAAUCCGUUUUGAACAAGCUUUUGGUCCUUUAUACAUUUUUAGUGAAGAAACUGGAAUUUAUUUCUGGCUUCCAUAGGUUUUCUGUUAAUACAUAAGAAUUUUUAUUACACUUAUUUAUCCGAGAGAGUGUGUGUGUAGUGGAGAGCUUGCUCUGGUGUCUGUGGAGGUCAGAGAACAACCUACAGGAGCCAGUUCUCUCCUUCCACUGUGUGUGCCUGGGGAUUGAACUCAGGUUGCCAGGCAUGGUGGCAAGCAACCUCAUCCACUGAGCCAUCUUGCCAGCCCUAAAGGUUUCAGGCUAAGUCUGAAACUAUUACUUGAACCUAGAAAGCCACAUGUCACUCCUGUUGUACUCUGUAGGUCAUUUCUCUCUCCCAAAGAUGAGAGAACCCAUUCAGGACCCAGGAGGAGCCUUGGAGUCUAGGGACAGUCUCACUCAGGUUCAUUCCUUUGCUGUCACAACUAUAGCAUAAAAGUUCAUGUGGGCUUCGUGCUUCCAAAGUCAGAUGUCCUCUUGGGACAGAGCCUGUUUACUUUCAACAUUCUGGCAGGUGGGUUACAUGAGCUUGGCUGUUUUCCUGGUCUUCCAAUUGCUGUCAUUGCUAGCUGCUGUGGUACUCGUGAGGAUGAGAUCUCUCCCAGCCUGGUCUAGAUCAUUUCAGAUGGGGUGAGACACCUGCAAGUUAUUGCAAUGAAAUUACUCCUCAGGCUGACUUGAUGGUAGCUAUCUUUUCUCUAGCCAUUCAUUAAAUAAACAUUUAUAAGUCCAGUCUA
Myodes glareolus (Bank vole) is the source of this 4736-nucleotide messenger RNA. The record is from RefSeq and is a predicted model, not a curated record. Lineage: Eukaryota; Metazoa; Chordata; Mammalia; Rodentia; Cricetidae.